UAUUGGAAAUACAGCGGCUGUGAAGAGACCUCUAAAGUCCCAGCAAUAGAGAACUAGAAAAUGACAACGCUUCAAUAUUUGGGAAUAUCAGUACGUUUCAUCAUCGUACUCUGCUCAGCCCAGCAUUCAGCUCAGCCUGAGACUUUCCAGGUGAAAGGCAUUGUGGGAAAGAUUCACUGUUUUCCAGUGAUGGUGUUGAAGUCUGGCAAUUUACUUUAUGGAGACCUUGGCAAUAUUGCACACGUGUACCCUGGUAAACGAACUCCUACCAACCUUGAGAAGAGAUUUAAAAACCGCCUUCACUGGAACAAUGUCACUGGAUUCUUCACUUUGUCAGACCUACAAAUUGACGAUUCUGGGGUUUAUACUGUGGAGAAUACAGAUGAAUGGAAGACAACACAUACAUUUCAGCUGACUGUGUACUAUGUUCUGUCCAAACCUCAGGUGACGGUCAAUGACAGCAGCUCCUGUACAGUGGUGUGUUCUGUGGAGAACGGGAGAGAGGUGACCCUGUCCUGGUACAGAGGAGGGGAGAUACUCAACCAGACCAGCAGCCCUGACCACAACAUCGCCCUCUCUCUACCUCUCAAGGUGGAUGUACAGACCAGAGACUCUUACAGAUGUGAGGCUGCCAACCCAGUCAGCAAGGAGACUGCUGUUGUUCCACAUUCCUGUAUAGAGAGUGAUCCCUCCAAGGUGACAGGUAAACGCAUAUGGUGA
Molecule: messenger RNA, 720 nt
Organism: Salvelinus namaycush (lake trout)
Lineage: Eukaryota; Metazoa; Chordata; Actinopteri; Salmoniformes; Salmonidae
Product: hepatocyte cell adhesion molecule-like
Exons: 4
Coding region: 61-720 (219 amino acids)
Source: RefSeq, a predicted model, not a curated record